Molecule: messenger RNA, 2033 nt
Organism: Neurospora crassa OR74A
Lineage: Eukaryota; Fungi; Ascomycota; Sordariomycetes; Sordariales; Sordariaceae
Exons: 3
Coding region: 318-2033 (571 amino acids)
Biological process (GO): mitotic DNA damage checkpoint signaling; protein phosphorylation
Cellular component (GO): nucleus
Molecular function (GO): ATP binding; protein serine/threonine kinase activity
Source: RefSeq, a predicted model, not a curated record
GAACAUAGAUUCAUCACGCGGUGUCCCGUUAAUGGCUGCCUUGACCCGCGCUAACAUGUCAGAUCUCGUGGCAGCAAGCAUGAUUGUUUGCUGAUGGAGGAUGGGGUCCUCAUGGCAUUUGACCUUGUGCUGUCUCCGCAACGCCAGCAUGUCUUGCAUGCUUGCCGUGGGAGUCACGAUGGUCCGUCGAUAUCCACCCUUUUAUGAUGCUGGGAUGCGUGUGCUUGCUAUAUAGGUAGGAAGCCCAGGUUUGCGAGAGGGAGGUAGAAGGGGGUGAUGAUGUUGAAUCUUGCCUUUGUACCAGCAAGCAUCAAAACAUGGAGGACAGCUACGAGUAUCAAGACAAUGGGCGUCAGCAACGGCUUGGGUUCUGGCUAUUGCCAUUCAACAAAGCCGCCGCUGCCCUGGUGAGCUGCCAUCCACAUAACGUCGAGCGGUACUCCUACGACCAACACACCAGAGGCAUCUGGAUAGACUUUUCGAACCCCGAGAAACAAAAAUACACUGUUGGCUGCAGUGACUCUGUCGACAUAUACCUCCCACAAGUCUGGAACUCGACUGGUUCAUCAGGCAUAUCAGAACGGCACGCCUCCUUCAGAGCCGUCACAGACACUGGUCCUAUCCUCCUAUGCGACGAGUCCGAGUACCUCUCCACAGAGCCCUUCCCCCACGGCAGUCAUUCAUACACGGUGAACUAUCGACGGGAAGGCGAACGAUCAGUCUUGGUGGCCCAAGGGAUCAACUCACUGGUAGCUUUUGGUCAUGGCAGGUUCUAUCAGUUUGAGUUGCGAUGGGAAAAUGAUGGUCUUGAUGAGUUUCGCACGGCACCACCAAUUCUCUACGCUUUGGGUCCAAGCCGUACCAAGACAAAGACGUAUGUGCUAGGGGGAAAAGUAGGAGGAGGCACAUUUGGAAACGUCUACCGCGCUAUGCAUGUCGCUACUGGGAGUGUCAUGGCAGUCAAGAAAUGCCAUUGUCUGACCAGCAAACGCCUCGACUUUGCCUCGAGGGAGAUCGCCACCCUUCUCAAGAUCAACAGCACCGACGAGUCAACACCGUGUGACCACAUCAUCCAAAUCCUCGGUUACACCACCACCCCGGACGGCUGGGCCGAAAUCUACCUCCCCCUCAAAUCAGGCAACCUCAAAACCCUCGUCUCCAAGAUCCUCCCUCCCUCUUCCCAUUUCCACGUCUCCAACCUUGUCCUCCACCAAAUGCUCCUCGCUCUUCAUCACCUCGGCCAACACAACAUCAUCCACCGCGACCUCAACCCCGAAAACAUCCUCUGGGAGCACUCCCCUUCAGGAACAGGAGACUACCACUUCACCCUAGCCGAUUUCGGCCUUUCCACCUCUACUUCCAUUUCCACGUCCACCCUCCCCAAUACAAAAAACAACCACUCCAAGCGUAUUUUUUUCUCCCCAGCCUCCCGAGCCUCCCGAGCCACAGAAGUAGUUGAAAUAGCCGGCACAACACCCUUCAUGGCCCCCGAGAUGUACCACACACCACUGAAACAACAAACGUCCAAGGUAGACAUCUGGUCGCUGUUUGCGACGAUCGUUUGGGUGCGCGACAAGCGCUUUCGAAAGGGGUGUGAGCUGGUGGGGCCACAUUUGGUGCAUGUGUGGCUGAACAGGAUUGCAGCGGGAAACAAGAAGGGUGGGGAGGGGGGAUACGAGGUAAUUAGGAGGAUGGCGUGCUUUGAUCCGGGGAGGAGGCCGUCGGCUGAGGAGCAGUUGGAGAUUUUGGAGAUGGAGGAGGAGGCUGAGAUGGAGGAGUUGGAGGAGGAGAUGCCGUAUUAUCGGCAAGAUGAACCGCCGCCUAUGACCGGAGCGAUAGGGAAUUAUGGAUGGAAUGGGACGGGUAGCGCAUGGUCUAGUGAGGGAUAUGCGCUUCCCAUGGAAGUACCGUGGGAUCAAGAGGGAUGGAUUCCAGGCUCUGAUGGCCAUUAUAGUUUGGCAAAGAGACCAGGGGACGAAGCCGAUGCCGCCAUGGCGAUGUGGAAGGCCUGGUACCUCGCAACGAACGGAUAG